Messenger RNA from Boleophthalmus pectinirostris (great blue-spotted mudskipper), 2155 nucleotides. It is a transcript of the gene sypl2a, whose product is annotated as synaptophysin-like 2a. The transcript has 6 exons. NCBI's taxonomy places the organism in Eukaryota, Metazoa, Chordata, Actinopteri, Gobiiformes, Gobiidae. Gene Ontology annotation, cellular component: synaptic vesicle; synaptic vesicle membrane. The record is from RefSeq and is a predicted model, not a curated record. Bases 556 to 1272 code for a protein of 238 amino acids.
AAAAUGGCGGACGCAAACGAAAACACGAGAGGGGGGGGAAGCCCAAGGAGGGGCUUGCGCCGUGGCACCGCCCACUAAAGCGGGUGUACUUUCCAGAUUUUUUUUUGUAAUUUAGAAAUUAGUGCAUACUGCAUACAGAUUUAUUAGACCUGGCUGUUACAAAAAUUAUUUAAAAACAGAACGCAUACAAGGCAAGCCUACAUUUAAUUGAUUGCGAAAUAUAGGCCUAUAAUAUGUUUGCCCGAUCGUUGUAAACUGUAUGCUAUCGAUAAUUGAGAACAGGCAUGUUUAAACGUAUAAAACAAUUUUGACACAGUUUUACUCUGAAGGGCAAGCCGGAAGUGUAUAGUAAACCCCCUGGCCGGAUUGGGCAGUGAGCAGUUCAGUGUCAGCUGUGUACUUUGACAACACUCCUAACUUUGGCUCGGUACUUCGCCGCCUACUGCUGACAGACAGUGGCAGUUGUUUUCUAAUUUUGUUCUAAUGCAUUUUAUCACGACUGUCUAUAGGUAGUUUGCUCGCUUUUCAACAUACAAGUGUAUUUUUGCCUGCUAAAUGGACACUGUUCAGAAACUGGUGUCGGGCUUUAAAUUGGACCUGGAGCCACUGAAGGAGCCCAUAGGAUUCAUUCGUGUACUAGAAUGGAUUUUUGCCAUCUUUGCCUUUGCUACAACUGGAGGCUACAGUGGGUCGACCAGCCUGAUAGUUGAAUGUCCAGACUCAGGCGAAAAGGAUGUGAUAGCUGUUUUUGGAUACCCCUUCAGGUUACCAUCUUAUUCCUACACCAUUCCAUCGUGUACCCAAGCUCCAGCCUCAGAGCUGUUUCUACAGGGUGACUUCUCCUCCUCCGCAGAGUUCUUUGUCUGUAUUGGGGUGUUUGCAUUUCUGUAUUGCACUGCUACACUUGUUCUCUACUUGGGCUUCCAAAGUGUGUAUCGUGAGACAAGCCGUGGACCCACCAUAGACUUGUUAGUGACAGCAAGCUUUGCCUUCUUAUGGUUGGUGUCAUCCUCAGCUUGGGGCAAAGGUCUGACUGAUGUUAAAUGGGCCACUAACCCUAAGCACCUGAUUGAGACAUGCCAGGAGUGCAAGGUCAAAGAAUGGCCAUCCAUGGGUCGACUCAAUGCCUCUGUGAUCUUUGGCUUCUUAAACCUGAUCCUGUGGGCAGGCAAUUGCUGGUUUAUUUACAAAGAGACUCCAUUCCAUAAAGAUCCUGUCCCAACAAAUGUGUCUGUAGAAGAUGGAGAAGGCCCAACUUCCUACUCCCAAUAGUGAGAAACUUCACUCUACGGUUCAUCUGCUUUACUCAGUGUAGCCUAUGAACUAUUUGUCAGCUUUUUACUUAACCAUAGAUUCAUUUUUAUUACUUUUCAUUUCUUGUGACUGAAUGAAAUACUAAAUAAUAUAAAACUGGUUUCUGUUAUCAGUGUGAAACUGUGAGCUCUAGUAAAAUGAUGACCAUAAUGAGACCAGGAAGACAGUUAUCCUACUCUUCUGCUGUCUGCUUUGGAUUAUCUUUCCAUUUGUCUCUUAUAAUCACAUAGCCGGCUCAAGGAUGAAUGAUUAUUAUACAAUUCGUGUUUUUGUUUUUUUUUGUAUGUUGUUUGAGGUUGGAAACCACUGUAAUUUCAGUUGCUGUUUGUAUAAUAUGACUCUGGGUCAGGACACUGAUUAUAAUAGUAGCGUAAAUACUUUGAAUAAGUACUAUACUAUUACUGUUACUGUUACUAAUACUGUUUGUCUUUUAAUAUUGUAGAUUUUAGUAAACUAUCACAUAGCAAUUUAUUCACAUCUUAUAGCAAUGUCACACUUUGAACAUAAUGUAUGUAUGAUGCUGAGUCAAAUGGUUUUCCUUUUUAAUAAUCAUAAGUUACCGUCAGCUGGGACAGGGUAGGUGAAAAAAAAACAGAAUUACUCAAACACGCUUGAAUCAGUCAAACACCCAGCUAAAGAGGGAAAACAAUUAUUACAUGGUUAUAAGCUCAAAGGGUUUUUUUUUUUUUUUUUUUUUGUUUUUUUUUUGCUCACUUGUUUCAACAAAAGUGUUUCUUUGGUGCUCAGAGCAGUCUAUUUUAUUUAAGUUGAUCUUUUGAGGUUUCUGUUUAUUUCAGUGUAUGCCAAGUUAAUUUCUUUCAAUAAAGCUUAAUGAUUAUUA